Bipolaris victoriae FI3 is the source of this 2709-nucleotide messenger RNA. RefSeq lists its product as hypothetical. Gene Ontology annotation, molecular function: DNA binding; DNA-binding transcription factor activity, RNA polymerase II-specific; zinc ion binding. Gene Ontology annotation, biological process: DNA-templated transcription; regulation of DNA-templated transcription. The record is from RefSeq and is a predicted model, not a curated record. The transcript is spliced from 5 exons. The coding region runs from base 1 to 2709 and encodes 902 amino acids. NCBI's taxonomy places the organism in Eukaryota, Fungi, Ascomycota, Dothideomycetes, Pleosporales, Pleosporaceae.
AUGCCUCGCGGGCCCACUGCCACUUCCUCUGCUAGAGACAGCCAGGACCACGCUCACUCUCAAGACACAAAGACAACUAAGCGUCGCUGCGUGCAAUCUGCCUGUGUCCCAUGUCGUAAACGCAAGUCCAAAUGUGACGGCGGCACGCCCGUCUGCGCAACCUGCACAGCUGUCUACAAGACUGAUUGCCACUACGACGCUGAAAGCGAGAGCCGGCGGACCAAAGCCGGACAGGCAACCUCCAACAACGCAGGAACCAAGCGCGAUGCUUCCUCCGUCACCAGCCUCACCCUUGGGGGCCCUUCCAAUGCAGAUUUUAUCCUUGACUGCCUCCGGAAGCUGCCAGAGGAUCACGUCAGCGAGCUUGUUCAGCUCAUUCGAGGCAACCCUGACCUUGACAACGAAGCCCUGGCAGAGACAUGGCGCAAGAACGUAACCCUGACCCCCGUCACGCCCACGGAGAGCCAAAGCCUUGAAUCUGAUUUCAGUGUACUACUCGGCAAGCCCGCUGUAACCCUCUCUGGCCAAAGCCGGCACUUUGGACACUCUGCCAGCCUGAGCCUCGUCCGUGAAGAAGAAAAUUUCAGCGGCGGACAGCUUCGUAUCAGCAGUGUCCAACCACAGCGCCAGGGAUCAACGUGGACAAAUGUUACUGACGAUCUAUCUUUUGUCGAGAGACUACUCGACCUCUACUUCACAUGGAGCCAUCCAUUUUACGUCCUCUUCAGCCGAGAGUGUUUCUACAAAGAUUUCAGAGCUGGCCGCGACAAGUACUGCUGCUCCCUGCUCGUCAAUGCCAUAUGCGCAUAUGCUUGCCACAUGACAGACGACCCCGCUGGUCGUACUGAUCCAUCCGACUUCCGCACGGCAGGAGAUCAUUUCUUCGACGAAGCUAGGCGGUUGUUAUUUGAGGAUGAAACCCCGAGUCUCACGACAGUACAGGCGCUUUGUGUCAUGUCACUUCGUGAGCCCAGCGCAGGAAGAGACAGCUCUGGUUUCUCCUACAUUGGGCGAUGCAUACGCAUGUGUGUCGAACUCGGGUUGCAUUUGGAUUACGGUGUAGAAAAUGUGCUUGGUUUGACACCCAGCGAAGUCGAGGUUCGGAAAGUUACUUUCUGGGGCUGCUUUACCGUAGAAAAUGUGUGGACAAUCGCUACAGGUCGAAUCUCCCAAAUCCCCCGAUCUUCAAUCACACUCCAAAAGCCUAUUCUUGACGAGACAACAAGCGGCCCAGAAGCGUUUCCUGGUACUUCACACACCUGUAGCGGUGUUGUAACCUCUCGCAUGUUCCUACAAGAGCUCUCAACGCUUUCAGAACUCAUCAAUGACAACAACCAUAUGUUCUUUGCUCCAAAAGAGCGGCUUACUAGCCAAAAACUUCUUGACUGUUACUACAAAUAUCAAGCCUGGUACAGAAAACUGCCAGUCUCUUUGGGAAUCGAGGGCAACAAAGAACCACAACCACACAUUCUGACAUUACACAUGUUCUACUACACAAUUAUCAUUCACCUCUUUCGGCCAUUACUCAAGGUCGACCUCAUCCAAUCCGACAUCCGCCCGCGUGACAUCUGUAUUGACGCAGCCAACAACGUGUCCAGAAUUGUCAGGAUUCAUCGGCAAUUGUACAACUUCCGGCAAGCACAUUUGGUUAUUACACAUGUGCUGUUAACUGUCUGCACAAUACAUCUGCUCUAUUCCAAAGAAAACCAGGUGUCUCGGCAAAAUCUCGUCGAGGGAUUACAAGGUCUUGAAGAUGUUCACGAAUGCCACUACUUUGGUGCAAGGGCCUUCCGAAUCAUACAUAAUUUGUCAAAGACUUGGAACCUGCCGUUUCCGGAAGAAUUCAGCAAUUCAAUAUUGCUACCGAAGAACGACUCAGAAAGUUCCCACCGGCACAUGAGUCCUCCAGCAGAUGCCCCUCUAAUGAUACCGAACUCUACAGCCAGUAGUGGUAAUGCAGGGCCUGGGACGGUCCAUUCCGCUCAAUCUCAACGACGAGAGAGUUUGUCAAUGUUUGCCCCUCAAAAUAUGAUGCAUUUGGCUACACACCCCGCACACUCGAGACCGAGCAGUGUGGUAUCUACCCAACGCCACGUAUCGCCCGUAGUUGGGCACGAGCCUAUCCAAAGCAAUUAUAACUCCAACAUAUCGCUUCCGUACCAGUACGCGCAGCCCAUGUCGUCGGCCACCAACAUGUCUGCCUCAAUAACAUCACCCACCACAGACACGGCAGAGUCCAUGUUUUGGAACCCCAUGCCCGGUAUGUCUGGCCCCAUCCUGCCCCGCCACAGUUAUCAACAAAUAGGCCCCAUGGUCCUGGAAAGUGUCCUACACGAUAACACCAACAUAGAUAACCGUCUAGUACGCGAUGAUUUCAGGAUGAGCGAAGACUGGCGUUCCAGCCACGUCAACGGCUUCAACACGGGUGUUGCAUCAAACGUGUACUCUGCUCCAAACAACCAGCACGAGCACUCGUACGCACCCCGACAAGCCUAUGUCGCGCCAACAGACGGUGUGGGGUACCCUUCAGAUGCACACGAUGGACAUCACGGGCAUCGCGAACAUCAUGGACAGGAUGGAUACAGUAGCACGUGGUGGCAGAGUGCGGGCGCAGCGCCUGGACACAUGGGUUGGCAGACAUCAAGGGCCAAGGGUGAGGAGGGAGAGGAAGUUCAUCCUACGACCACUGUCUACGGAACUCAUGGGUAG